AUGGCAGAGAAGGAAGGAGGAAUUGUCAAGACUGGCCAUGAAGAGGGGAUGAGAAUGGCAGUUGCACUUCUUGAGGAGUUUGGACUCCCCCUGGGACUUCUCCCCCUUGUAGACGUGAUUGAAGUAGGAUUUGUUAGGAGCACCGGCUACAUGUGGAUCCUGCAAAAGAAGAAGGUGGAACACAACUUCAAGAUGAUUAGCAAGCUUGUGAGUUAUGACACUGAAAUAAGAGGUUAUAUUGACAAGAAGCAUAUCAAGAAGCUCAAGGGAGUGAAGGCCAAGGAGCUCAUGCUCUGGCCUCCGGUCAAUGACAUAACUGUUGAUAGUCCCAAAAUUCACUUCAAGAGCCUCGCUGGCAUCACCAAGACCUUCCCAGCCGAGGCGUUUGCUGCCGGCCAGUAAACACAUUUGGAGUAUUUAGUACUCCAUGGUCCACCAGGAGUUGGAAACAGCUCCAUAAUAGCUAACUAUC
Messenger RNA from Vitis vinifera (wine grape), 472 nucleotides. RefSeq lists its product as uncharacterized. Lineage: Eukaryota; Viridiplantae; Streptophyta; Magnoliopsida; Vitales; Vitaceae. The record is from RefSeq and is a predicted model, not a curated record. The transcript has a single exon. Bases 1 to 402 code for a protein of 133 amino acids.